UUUUUUUUUUUUUUUUUUUUUGGUUUUGGGUUUUGAUACCAGGAUGUCAUUGGAGGAGUGGGUGGUUCUGGGACUGGUUUGAUGAUGAAAAGAAUCGGUGGGGGCAUGGAACUUGGGGUUAUGAAUUGUAGAAGUUCAUUUCCUCCAGAAAGAAACGACGUCGUCACCGCUGCUGUGGUGGUUGUCGAAUGCCGAAUCCACUUGCGAUUAUCGGCAUUCGAUUCCUUCAAGAUGGCUUCCGAGGCAUUCUUCGAACUAAAGCAACAGAAAAAACCAAAAAAAUUUUGACCUUGAGAUUAGGAAGGUACUUUUUUUCCGUUUUCUUCUUACUUCUUGCUGUUUGGUCCUCGUUGGCUGCAAUGGCAGUCUGUGUUAUUGGCGCUGGGAUCGGAGCACUCGAAUUGGCAUCUAAUAAUGGAAACGACUCUGCAACGGAGCCUCCUCAUGAAAAGGCUGAUUUCGUAGAAAUAGAUCCUACCGGUAGAUAUGUUCGGUAUGAUGAGAUCUUGGGCAGGGGUGCUUUCAAAACUGUUUACAAGGCAUUUGAUGAAGUAGAAGGAAUAGAGGUUGCCUGGAAUCAAGUGAAGAUUGAUGAUGUCUUGGAAUCACCAGAAGACUUGGAAAAAUUGUACUCUGAAGUUCAUCUACUGAGAUCAUUGAAGCAUGAAAACAUCUUAAAGUUCUACAACUCUUGGGUGGAUGAUAAGAAGAAAACUGUUAACAUGAUUACUGAGCUCUUUACAUCUGGGAAUUUGAGGCAAUAUCGUAGAAGGCAUAAGAAUGUAGACAAGAAAGCAAUAAAGAAUUGGGCAAGGCAAAUUCUACAAGGUUUAGUCUAUCUCCACGGUCAUAAUCCACCUAUCAUUCACAGAGAUUUAAAAUGCGAUAAUGUAUUUGUUAAUGGACAUCAUGGAGAAGUUAAAAUUGGAGAUCUUGGAUUGGCCAUUGUUAUGCUGCAGCCUACUGCAAGAAGUGUCAUUGGAACUCCUGAAUUUAUGGCUCCAGAACUUUAUGAAGAGGAAUACACUGAACUCGUUGACGUAUAUUCUUUUGGGAUGUGCAUGUUAGAAAUGGUUACCUUCGAAUACCCAUACAGCGAAUGCAAAAAUCCAGCUCAAAUUUACAAGAAGGUUAUCUCUGGCAUUAAGCCUGCUUCUCUUAAUAAAGUGACUGAUCCACAAACUAAGGAGUUUAUUACGAAAUGUCUGGUUCCAGCAUCUGAACGGUUAUCUGCUAAAGAACUUCUUAAAGACCCAUUCCUUCAGCUUCAGGAUCCAGUAGAACCAAUCCGUGAUCCUUUAACCUUACCUAACCAGUAUCCUAAAUCGCCAAGUUUAACCAAGUCAGGACCUUCAUCCAUGGAGAUUGACUCUUUAAGCAUAUGUACUGGAAGCAACUGUGAAGAAACAAAAUUUCCAGAAUUGGAGUAUCAGAAGACACAUAAGGACAAGGAAUUUCGGUUGAGGGGGAAAAAAAAUGACGACCAUUCUGUAUCACUGACUUUGCGAAUUGCUGAUGCUUCUGGGCGGGUUAGGAAUAUACAUUUCCUCUUCUACCUUGAUAGCGAUACUGCACUCUCUGUAGCUAGUGAGAUGAUAGAAGAACUAGAGUUAGCAGAUCAUGAUGUGGCCUUCAUAGCCGAGUUCAUCGAUUACUUGAUAAUGAAACUCCUUCCUGGUUGGAAGCCUUCAUCCUAUUAUUCCUCAAGUGAAGUAACAAGUGCUUACACAGAAUCAGCGGGAGAAAAAUCAAUGGCUUUCCCUUGGGAUUCAAUGUUUACUCCUCGAGAAGGUAGCAUACAAGCUGAUGAAGGUAAUCACUGUGAUAACAAUGGAAGUGACAUUUUCCAGUUUGACUAUUAUUCUUCUCCAAGUUUGGCUAACAUGGAAGAUGAAGAAUCACAAGCAUCAGUUAUUUCAGAGAUACUGAUCGAAGAUUCUGCUUCAUCUAAAAAUGACAAAGCAUCUGAACUUGCUGAUUAUAAUACCGAUGGAUUUGUUUGUGAACAAGAUCUUGGAAAUUCAUAUUUUCAUCACAAAUUGGUAGGAAAUGACAGCAUUAUUGGAGAAAGCAUUGCAGUGAAUAAAUCUGCUAAGAAUCCUGAGUUGUCAUUUCCCAAGAUAAGUGGAGCAUCCAAUGAUAUGAACUUGACAAGCAGCUUUUCAUCUCUAGACCUAAUUGGCAAAUAUUUGGACAUGGAACUAAAGCGGGAGCUUGAUGCCGUUGAAGCACAGUAUCAGAAUUGGUUUCAGGAGCUUACUAAGAUGAGGGAGGAGGCGUUGGAGGCUACCAGAAAGCGAUGGGGAGAAAAGAAGAAGUUAGCUGUUCAUUCAUCAAGAACUUAAUUCUACAGAAAAUUCUCACUUUUAUGCUCGGUACUGUUCAAUCACCAUCAAUUUAUGAACAUAAUUAUAGGGUGACAAUUUGCUUCAUCUUCAGUGCUUUUAUUGAUGAAGUAGACUAAUUUUUGUAUUUACGCUUGGAACAUUGUCAAAUAAUCUUCCUGUUGUGAUCAUGGCUCUUUUUUCAAAAGCCACGAUCCUUCCAGACUUAAUUCUGCGUUUCCAGUAUUAAUUUCUUGUUAAUUUUUGUUAA
This is a messenger RNA of Jatropha curcas, 2595 nucleotides long. RefSeq names its product putative serine/threonine-protein kinase WNK10. Gene Ontology annotation, molecular function: ATP binding; protein kinase activity. Gene Ontology annotation, biological process: protein phosphorylation. Lineage: Eukaryota; Viridiplantae; Streptophyta; Magnoliopsida; Malpighiales; Euphorbiaceae. The record is from RefSeq and is a predicted model, not a curated record.